GUGGGCUCAUUUGCCCAAUCCAAGUGCCACCUCGAGUAAGUAGGCGGGUCUUAGCUAUGACGCAUGGCAGUUUGAGGUCUUCUUACGUUACUGCCGGGUGUUGCAUCGUCCUCUGGAAAUCACAACAAUGGGCAGUGUUUUGGCAGCCAGCUCCCCCGACCCACCACCGGCUCCUGCUGGUGGUAGUCCUGGCGGCCCAGGGAUGACGGUACCCCCAGGCUUCUCAAUGCCCCCAGUAUCACCUGUACUGCCUUCAGGCAAUGCGGCACCCGGUCAGCAGGCGGAGGCAGAAGGCCCUCUGUCCAACCCUGGCACGUUUGAGGAGUGCCACCGCAAGUGCAAAGAGGUGUUCCCCAUGCAGAUGGAGGGUGUAAGACUAAUCGUUAACAAGGGCCUGAGUAAUCACUUCCAGGUGAAUCACACAGUAAUGCUCAGCACCCUAGGCGAUUCCAGUUACAGGUUCGGUGCCACCUAUGUGGGAACUAAGCAGAUGGGUCCAGCAGAGUCCUUCCCAGUCAUGGUGGGAGACAUGGACAACAGCGGCAGCCUCAAUGCCCAGGUCAUUCACCAGAUCUCCAACAGAGUCCGGUCCAAACUAGCCUUCCAGACACAGCAGCAAAAGUUUGUGAACUGGCAAGGAGAUUGUGAGGUCCGAGGAGAGGACUUUACUGCUGCUGUUACCCUGGGCAACCCAGAUGUCCUUGUAGGCUCUGGUAUUAUUGUAGCACACUACAUCCAGUCCAUAACCCCAUCCCUGGCUUUGGGAGGGGAGCUGGUUUACCAUCGCAGGCCAGGAGAGGAAGGCACGGUCAUGUCUCUAGCUGGCAGAUACACAGGCAGUAACUUCAUUGCCACAUUGACACUAGGGGGAGCAGGGGCACAUGCCUCCUACUACCACAAAGCCAACGACACGUUGCAGUUGGGUGUUGAGUUUGAGGCUAGCACCCGAAUGCAGGAGACCAGUGUAUCAUUUGGCUACCAGCUAGAUGUGCCUAAAGCCAAUUUGCUCUUCAAAGGCUCCAUAGAUAGUAAUUGGGUGGUGGGGGCCACACUAGAGAAGAAGCUACUUCCUCUGCCUCUUUCUUUGGUCCUGGGGUCCUUCCUCAACCACAAGAAGAACAAGUUCCAAUGUGGUUUUGGCAUCACCAUUGGUUAGACUUACCAGAGUGGGGGAAAGCCUAUAGGCAAUCAUCACAGAAAGGACAGACCAAGCCUGGACUCACCACUGAGUCUCACAUCACUUCAAUUUGUCCCCAUCUGACUACUAAGAAGUUCAUUGUUGUUGGUUCCAAAGGUUAAUUUUUCCUAAAUAAUGUGUUAAAAUAUACACUAUAUAUACAGAAGUAUGUGGACACCCCUUGAAAUGAGUGGAUUCGGUUAUUUCAGCCAUACCCGUUGCUGACAGGUGUAUAAAAUCGAGCACACCGCCAUGCAAU
This is a messenger RNA of Oncorhynchus tshawytscha (Chinook salmon), 1436 nucleotides long. It is a transcript of the gene tomm40l, whose product is annotated as translocase of outer mitochondrial membrane 40 homolog, like. Gene Ontology annotation, molecular function: transmembrane protein transporter activity. The transcript has 10 exons. Bases 128 to 1156 code for a protein of 342 amino acids. The record is from RefSeq and is a predicted model, not a curated record. Gene Ontology annotation, cellular component: mitochondrial outer membrane; mitochondrial outer membrane translocase complex. NCBI's taxonomy places the organism in Eukaryota, Metazoa, Chordata, Actinopteri, Salmoniformes, Salmonidae. Gene Ontology annotation, biological process: protein import into mitochondrial matrix.